AUGAUAAGAAUGAAAUGCCUUCUAGUUUUUCUGGUGUCUAUUGCUGUAACUGUCACUGCUGAGAAAGAUGCUGUCAAACAAAAGAGACAAAGCAUUCCAGGUAUUCCUGGAAUGCCGGAAAUCCCAGGAAUGCCUGAACUUCCAGGAAUGCCAGAAAUUCCGGGAAUGCCACAAGUACCAGGAAUGCCAGAAAUCCCAGGAAUGCCACAAGUACCAGGAAUGCCAGAAAUCCCAGGAAUGCCUCAAGUACCAGGAAUGCCUCAAAUCCCUGGAUUUCCAGGAUCACCAUUCAAGUUUCAUUCAAAAUCUCAGAAAAAUAAAAGGCAAUCAAUUCCUGGAAUCCCAGGAAUGCCAGAAAUUCCUGGAAUGCCAGAACUCCCAGGAAUGCCCCAAAUCCCAGGAAUGCCAGAAAUUCCAGGAAUGCCACAGGUACCAGGAAUGCCAGAAAUUCCAGGAAUGCCACAGGUCCCGGGAAUGCCUGAAAUCCCAGGAAUGCCACAGGUCCCAGGAAUGCCCCAAAUACCCGGAUUCCCUGGUUCACCUUUCAAGUUUCACAAGAGGUCCGACAAGAGCUUGAAAGACAAAAGGCAGUCGAUCCCUGGAAUUCCAGGAAUGCCAGAAAUUCCAGGAAUGCCACAAGUACCAGGAAUGCCAGAAAUUCCAGGAAUGCCUCAAGUACCAGGAAUGCCACAGAUUCCAGGUUUUCCAGGAUCACCUUUCAAGUUUCAUUCAAAAUCUCAGAAAAAUAAAAGGCAAUCAAUUCCUGGAAUCCCAGGAAUGCCAGAAAUUCCUGGAAUGCCAGAACUCCCAGGAAUGCCAGAAAUUCCAGGAAUGCCACAAGUACCAGGAAUGCCAGAAAUCCCAGGAAUGCCUCAAGUACCAGGAAUGCCAGAAAUCCCAGGAAUGCCUCAAGUACCAGGAAUGCCACAGAUUCCAGGUUUUCCAGGAUCACCUUUCAAGUUUCAUUCAAAAUCUCAGAAAAAUAAAAGGCAAUCAAUUCCUGGAAUCCCAGGAAUGCCAGAAAUUCCUGGAAUGCCAGAACUCCCAGGAAUGCCAGAAAUUCCAGGAAUGCCACAAGUACCAGGAAUGCCAGAAAUCCCAGGAAUGCCACAAGUACCAGGAAUGCCAGAAAUCCCAGGAAUGCCUCAAGUACCAGGAAUGCCACAGAUUCCAGGUUUUCCAGGAUCACCUUUCAAGUUUCAUUCAAAAUCUCAGAAAAAUAAAAGGCAAUCAAUUCCUGGAAUCCCAGGAAUGCCAGAAAUUCCUGGAAUGCCAGAACUCCCAGGAAUGCCAGAAAUUCCAGGAAUGCCACAAGUACCAGGAAUGCCAGAAAUCCCAGGAAUGCCUCAAGUACCAGGAAUGCCAGAAAUUCCAGGUAUGCCUCAAGUACCAGGAAUGCCUCAAAUCCCUGGAUUUCCAGGAUCACCAUUCAAGUUUCAUUCAAAAUCUCAGAAAAAUAAAAGGCAAUCAAUUCCUGGAAUCCCAGGAAUGCCAGAAAUUCCUGGAAUGCCAGAACUCCCAGGAAUGCCAGAAAUUCCAGGAAUGCCACAAGUACCAGGAAUGCCAGAAAUCCCAGGAAUGCCUCAAGUACCAGGAAUGCCAGAAAUUCCAGGUAUGCCUCAAGUACCAGGAAUGCCUCAAAUCCCUGGAUUUCCCGGAGCACCAAGAAAAUCAGCAAAAACAUUUGCCAAGCAAAAUAGCAUAUGA
Uloborus diversus is the source of this 1707-nucleotide messenger RNA. RefSeq lists its product as uncharacterized. NCBI's taxonomy places the organism in Eukaryota, Metazoa, Arthropoda, Arachnida, Araneae, Uloboridae. The transcript is spliced from 2 exons. The record is from RefSeq and is a predicted model, not a curated record. Bases 1 to 1707 code for a protein of 568 amino acids.